Messenger RNA from Penicillium angulare, 1275 nucleotides. Its product is annotated as putative extracellular threonine rich protein. Bases 1 to 1275 code for a protein of 424 amino acids. NCBI's taxonomy places the organism in Eukaryota, Fungi, Ascomycota, Eurotiomycetes, Eurotiales, Aspergillaceae. The record is from RefSeq and is a predicted model, not a curated record. The transcript has a single exon.
AUGAUGCAUGCGAAGAAGUGCUUGGUCUUUCUGGCCGCUUCUUGGCUGUUCUUGCAGAGUGUUCCUGUUGGUGCCGAUGAGCUUAUCAAUCCCGAUGACUUGAAUCAAUUGGAGGUGCGAAAUAUUGAGGAGCGAAACCUUGGUGCUACUGGUAGUCCUUGCCAAAGCUCCCAACCUUCUGGUGGCUCCUCUACUGGCGGCGGCGGCGGUAGUGAAUCAGGAGGUGGUAGUCCUGGUGGUGGCUCUUCUGGAGGGGGUUCCCCCGGCGGAGGCACUGGCGGUGGCUCUCCUGGCGGAGGUAGCCCCGGAGGAGGUAGUCCUGGUUCUGGCGGAGGUUCCCCUGGUGGAGGUUCCCCCGGUGGCGGCUCUCCUGGCGGCGGCUCCCCUGGCUCUGGCGGCGGAAGCCCUGGUGGAGGAGGCAGUCCCGGUGGUGGUGGUGGCUCUCCCAGCGGCGGUGGAGGAUCCUCUGUUUCUUCUUCUUCUUCUUCUUCUCCUGCCACAACCCCACCUGCUACCUGUGCUGUUUCCAUCGGACCAGUCGUGGUUACACCUGCUCCAUCGACCAUUGGCCUCUGCCCCAUUGCAAGCGCUCUAUGUGCCGCCUGCCCUGCCACAACAGUAACAGUUACCAGCUGCCCCAGCGCCACAGCCGGAGGUGGUACCAACCAAGGCGGCGGCGGAGCUGCUACAUCUGGAGCUGGAGGCGGGAAUGCAGCUACCACCAGCGCCGUAGGAGGAGGUGGAGGUGGAGCCGGAGCAGGAGGAAGCACAGCAUCUGCCCAGCCCUCAUCUUCCGUUCAAGUCUCAUCGUCCACAGCUAGCGCGCAACCCUCAAGCUCAACACCCGUCGUAAGCUCCGGCGCAAUUACCGUUACCAGUUCAGUCAGCACCCGAGUCUCGACACCUUUAAUCCCCGGCAGCGGCAGUAGCACACCAGCCGGCUCCGGCUCAGCAGGCGGAAGUACCCUGAAAACCCUACCCACGUCCACUGCGGUGCCUGGAUCGACUCCUGGCUCUGGUGCUGGCGCUAGCAGAGCUGCUAGUGGUAGUGCUGGGGCUGGAGGAAGCUCAGUCACCCCGCGAGCGGCAAUUCCUCCCGGUAUAGUGCGACGGCAGAUGUUGGGGACGAUGAAUAUGACAGCGCCGUUCGCUAACACGAGCAGUAUUCUCUCGAAUGCGACGGGUACUCUUAACGUGACGAGGUUUUUGACGACUACGACAACCGAGGCUGGGUCUGGGGCCUUUCCUCAGUUCCAUAUGAGACAUCGAGGAUAA